Messenger RNA from Branchiostoma belcheri (Belcher's lancelet), 2854 nucleotides. RefSeq names its product sushi, von Willebrand factor type A, EGF and pentraxin domain-containing protein 1-like. The transcript has 17 exons. NCBI's taxonomy places the organism in Eukaryota, Metazoa, Chordata, Leptocardii, Amphioxiformes, Branchiostomatidae. Bases 131 to 2854 code for a protein of 907 amino acids. The record is from RefSeq and is a predicted model, not a curated record.
GCAGCCUCGAGGUGACUUAACCGGGCGGAUCCAAACCAGACGUCCAAAGCCUAAACACAAGUUUGUGGACACAGUACCAGCAGAGUACAUCGGUCAAGUACCGAUCGGGAGCACGCGUGCUAGGUUAUUCAUGUGGCGAGACUUCAAAAUACCGGACGACAGGCAGGAACCCAAAUGCAAGGUUCCGCUAAAGGGACAGCCGGGUGUUGAAAGGUCCUGUAUGAGGCGAGAUUUCAAAGUACAGGACGACAGGCAGGAACUCGGACUUGCUAUUCCAAACAGCGUUGCCGUUGAAGAGAAGGAUACAUUGUUUGUAGAAGAUUUAGAGUCCCAGUCUGAAGAACUGGAACACAGCGGAAAUGAGAUAAAGGUCCCACUCAAAAGGCAGCCGAGCUGUGAAUCCCUGUUCGGCGGGAAGCAGGUGAAGCCCGGCGCCGUGUGGAGGCCGUACGGCCCGCCGCUGCACGGGUACGGCUCCUCCCUGAACCCGACACCCAAGAAGCGGCCGGACACGCUGCUCAUCCUCGCCGCCAUCUUCUACUGCCUGGCCGUCCUGACAGCGGUGGUGUUCGCUGUCCUCUUCCAGACCAACGUCAUACCAGCCUACAAGACUCCUGAGCCGGUGCCUGUGUGGAUGCAGCAGUUUUCCCCGGAGAUGCAGAGGUGGUACCAGUUGGCGCUCCAGGCAGCCGGAGGGGACACAUCAGCGAUACUGCCGCCUGGAUACGUGCCGCAACCGACUGUGGAGACUCCUGUGCAGGAAUUUUGCAGUGACACGCCUCUUCCUGACUUGCAUGACGGCCGCUUCAACUGCACCAGCAUCGCCUACUACAACAUCUACGUGCGCAUGUGCAUCGCCAAGUGUGACGUGGGCUACCAGACUGAUGACGCGGGCCUGCUGUUCUGCAACCGCGGCCGAUGGGUGCCGAUCGCGCCCGAAGUCGUGUCGACACUCGUCGGCGUCGGUCAGGCUGCCGACACGAUGCCGAACACUGACCCUCGGGUGUUCGAGUACCUCGGCAUCUCCGACCAAAUCUUCGCGGACGUUACGUUUAACAUUUUAAUGAAGCUUGAUGACGUCCCCAAUCUUUCUAUUGUGAAGACAUAUCUAAACAUGAUCCAAGAAGAAAACAUCAUCGACUUCAACAUGAUGCGGCAGUUGUUGAUCUGGAUUGGCCCAACUCUAGACGACAAAGUGGCCAACCUAGACUUCCUGCAUGUUCUGUCUCGCCUAGAGACGUUUGGGGCAUCCAGGCGGCCGGUAUGCAGAAUCGUGGACUGUGGAGGAAACUUUGGGAAUCAAGGCCGAGUCAACAGCAUCACAACCACCUACAUGUCAGAAUCCCGAGUGGUCUGUGAGCGAGGCUACCUGCCACAACACCCUGUACUGACGUGCACGGCUACAGGACACUGGGACAAACCCGCACAUUGCGACCCAGUAACCUGCAGUCCACCUGAGGACCCCCCACACGGCUCGUACCUGUGCCAGGGUCACGUGUUCUCGGACCCCUGUGACGUCAUCUGUGACGUAGGGUACCUACCGGAAACGGACCACGCCCUGGGCUGCAGCUGGACCGGAAACUGGACCACCGUCCAAAGAGGAAAGACGACAGAGAUGGAGAAUGCUGUGUCAGCAGACGUUAUCAUCCCACAGACUCUGGCUUGUGUCAUCGCUGACUGUGGAAACAUUUCGAAACCCGCACACGGUGACGUCACAUGCACAGGUACGACGUACGGCGAGACGUGUCAUCUCACCUGUCAGGACGGCUACGAACGGCUGGGACAAGACAACUUUACCUGCCAGGUUAACCGGCUCACAGCCCAGGCAAUCUGGAGUGGGGAGCCAGAGUGCAUCCCAGAGAGUUGCGGAUCCCCUCCUGAGUUCCCCAACACCGCUCUACGGUGCGCCAAGGGACACACCUACGGGGACACCUGCGGUGUCACCUGUGCGGACGGGUACGAAGGAACAAACCACCAGCGCGUAACGUGUCAUAGCAGCGGCAACUGGAGCCUGCAGGAGGGAGCGCUUCAGCCAUUUGUGGCUGGACCAGAUCUGUUCUGUCAGAAGAAAGGUUGCGGCAAUCUUACUAGCCCUGUCAACGGCAGCCUGACGUGCAGCGGUACCAGGUACCAGGACUCCUGCCGCCUGACCUGUCAGCCCGGGUACAAAGUUGGCUACGAGAGCGGCCAUAUUCUUCAUAGUUUGUACAACUUUAGGUGUCUGGCUAGUGGCGAAUGGAACAAUAAGCCAAGAUGCGUCCCUUUUAACUACUGCCGGCUCGGCCUGCACGACUGCCACCCUGAGCACGGGAUCUGCGACCUGACGGGCCACCAGACCUUCAGCUGCCGCUGCCGGCCCGGGACAGUCGGGGACGGGAGACGCUGUGAACGGAUCUCCUGCCCGCCUUUCCCGAUCUCUGACCCUGCGAACGGCUUCUUCAGGUGUUCUAUCCCGGGAUCCUCUAAUGCCGACACGGCAGAGUAUGCUAACAGCACCUCCGCGGAGUACGAGGCCGUCUGCCUGCUUCACUGUAACCCUGGUUACGACAGGGUGAUCUAUGCCGAGUACUCUUGUGGACACGACGGGAGCUGGACCAUUCCUGUUGACAUAAACAGCGCAGGGACCACGCCGUGUUUAGCUGUGAAAUGCCCGGACCUGGCCAGUCCCCUGAACGGUAGAAUGACCUGCAACAGGGGCUCAGAAUUCCGCCAUCCCGAGGCCUGCAACUUCGCCUGCAACCGAGGUUACGAGCUGACCCUAUCAAGCAGCAGCGUGAGACGCUGUCAGACUGAUGCAACCUGGUCUGGAAACGACGCCUUGUGUAUCGGUAGAUACGGCAUUGUUACUCCGUGA